AUGGAUGGAGAGGAGCAAUGCGUUAAUCUCUUUUUGUGUUUGAUCUUACCUGGGCGGGCGAGAGGGAGGCAGCAGUGGCAGUUUUAUAGCGGGCAGCAAAGACGCCAUAGCCAGCGGCUGGGCAGAGACUUCACACACUCUCUGUGUUGUACAGAGGAGGGAGGAGAGAGAGUGUGUGUGUCACUUUCCCAUUUUCUCUAUUUGUCGUCCGGGCGCCACGUCAGCGCCGGAUUUGUGCUACUCGCGGACCGCCAGAUCAUUUCUUUUUUCUCCUCUGUGUGUAGUAUCAGAGUGGCGCAGCGGAAGCGUAUUGGGCCCAUAACCCAAGGGUCGGAGGAUCGAAACCUCUCUCUGAUAAAUAUGCCAGUGAAGGACAAAGGCGGCUUGUACCUCUUUUUGGGAAUUUCUUCUUCUCCGGGUAGGGCAAAUGAUUUUUUCUCCACGGUAGCAACAGGAACGCGGAUUGGGAGCGAGGGAGCGGCGAAAUCUCCAACUCCAGCGCGGGAUUUUUCUCGGCCAUUUCGCGCAGGCAUGCCUCGGAGCCGGGCCGAUGGCGCUGGCGGCUCGUCGAUGGAGCUGCAUUUCUCGCAGGAUUUUGGAAUCGAGGUGGAGGACGAUGGGGAGGAGCUCGCCGGGAGGGAAUUGGCCGUUCCCGGCGGCAGGCACGAGCAUCUACUCAAGUCUGGAUUGCUGGGGCGCUGCGAUGAUCCAUUUUGCACGACCUGCCCUUCGUAUAUCGAUUAUUCGGCCGGCAGCCAGAUGAAAAAGAGUCGCAACCUUUUCAGCGAGGCUAAAUCGGUAGCGCUCGGGAUUGUCAAGUGGAGGCCAGCGAUUUAUAAUCCCCACACCAAAGUCAUCCAGAGAUGGAAUCAAGUGUUUGGAGUAUGCUGUCUCAUCGCCGUCUUUGUGGAUCCUUUGUUCUUCUUUAUAUUUUCCGCCAAGCAGGGAUACUUUUGCAUUGUCUUCAACCAGGAGUUAGCCAUUGGAGUGACUAUUGUGAGGAGCAUUUUUGAUGGAAUUUACUUUAUACACAUGCUUCUUCAGUUCAGAUUGGCGUACUUUGCGCUUGCUUCUCAAACAUCUGGAACUGGUGUUUUGAUUGACGAUCCCAAAACUAUUGCCUUGCAUUAUUUGCAAAGUUGGUUUAUAGUUGAUGUGGUUGCAGUGCUUCCACUACCCCAGGUGAUGCUGUGGACAGUGGUAAGAUCUCCCAGAAGAGGUGGUGAUGCAAAUUAUGUGAAGAAUCUCCUUCGUUUUGUCGUUCUGCUGCAAUACAUACCCAGGAUGGUCAGGUUUUUGCCGUUGCUGUUUGGUCGCUCUCAGAGUGGCGGCUACAUCUUUGAAACUGCUUGGGCCAACUUCACCAUCAAUCUGUUCAUCUACCUGCUUGCGGGUCAUGUGGUGGGAUCAUGCUGGUACUUGUUCGGUCUACAGCGUGUAAAUCAGUGCCUGAUAAACACUUGUCGAGCUGAAAGGCCAGUCUGCAGAAAAGAAUUUCUUGACUGUGGAAAUGGGCACAACAUUCAGGCACUGCAGCAAGGGGCCCGGCUGGUCUGGACUAAUUCCUCAAAUGCAUCGAGUAAAUGUCUGGUGAAUGCAUCUUUCGCUUAUGGCAUCUAUUCGAUCGCAGUUCCUGUCGCCAUGGACGACAGUGCAAUUCACAAAUACGUAUACUCGCUAUUUUGGGGAUUCUUGCAAAUUAGUACGCUCGCUGGGAACUUGCAGCCUAGCCUUUUUGUUGGUGAAGUGUUUUUCACUUUCGGUGUUAUUGGUCUGGGACUACUUUUGUUUGCACUUCUUAUUGGAAACAUGCAAAAUUUUCUCCAGUCCCUUGGACGCAGGCACCUUGAGAUGCAGCUACGACGACAUGAUGUUGAGAGAUGGAUGAGGCGACGGGAAUUACCUGUAGUUUUAAGAAAGCGCGUGAGACAGGCGGUGAGAUUGAAAUGGGCAUCGACCAGAGGUGUGAAUGAGGAGGAACUCUUGGAUCGUUUGCCCGAAGAUAUGCAAAAAGAAAUACGUCGCUUUUUGUGCUUCGAGCUCUUGACGAAGGUUCGGCUGUUUACUGUGAUGGAUGACAAAGUUCUCGAUGCAAUUUGUCAAAGACUUCACGAGAUGUUGUACAUUGAAGGCAGCGAAGUUUUUUUAGCAGAUGCUCCAAUACAUCGCAUGAUCUUUGUAGUACGUGGUACUCUAGAGAGCGUAUGGAAGAAUGGCAAUACACAUACGCUUGUGUCGGGCGACUUUUGUGGGGAGGAGCUACUACAUCUGUGCCUCAACGAAGCGUUAAACACCAGAGAAACAUCAAAUAGCGAGCACAGCAGAAGGGAUAGUUCAGCUCCAACAAGGGGUUUGGCUUUCUCUACGAGGACUGUUCGUUGCUCAAGUAGCGUGGAAGCAUUCAGCCUAGAGGAGAAGGAUUUGCGGUAUGUUGUAGCAAACUACAUAAGCUAUAUCCGCAAUCCCAGGGUCCUGAGUGCUCUCAAAAGCGAGUCCCACUACUUCAGAAGCAACGCAGCUAGACGGAUUCAGGCAGCCUGGAAAUCACAUAUUCGAAGACAGAGCCGAAAUCCGUUACGGUCAUAGUUGAGGCUUACAGGUU
Messenger RNA from Selaginella moellendorffii, 2602 nucleotides. Its product is annotated as probable cyclic nucleotide-gated ion channel 20, chloroplastic. The coding region runs from base 1 to 2586 and encodes 861 amino acids. Gene Ontology annotation, cellular component: membrane. The transcript is spliced from 13 exons. Gene Ontology annotation, biological process: transmembrane transport; monoatomic ion transport. The record is from RefSeq and is a predicted model, not a curated record. Gene Ontology annotation, molecular function: protein binding; monoatomic ion channel activity. Lineage: Eukaryota; Viridiplantae; Streptophyta; Lycopodiopsida; Selaginellales; Selaginellaceae.